Molecule: messenger RNA, 941 nt
Organism: Stomoxys calcitrans (stable fly)
Lineage: Eukaryota; Metazoa; Arthropoda; Insecta; Diptera; Muscidae
Exons: 1
Coding region: 92-856 (254 amino acids)
Molecular function (GO): oxidoreductase activity
Source: RefSeq, a predicted model, not a curated record
ACAAACACACACACGCAUAAAAAAACACUUGCUGUGGUUAUAUUAUUUUUAUCGCAUUGUUUUGCUUCUCUUUUAUUUUUCCGCAAACAAGAUGAAUUUUUCUGGAAAAGUGGUUUUAAUCACAGGAGCUAGUUCCGGCAUUGGCGCAGCCACUUCCCAGGAGUUUGCCAAACUUGGAGCUCAAUUAGUUUUGGUGGGACGAAAUGUUGAAAAACUUAAAGAAACUGCGGCAAAAUGUACCAAUUCCGACAGUCAUCUACAAUUGUCUGCCGACAUGACCAAUGAACAAGAUGUGGAAAGAAUUAUAAAGCAGACCAUAAAGAAAUUUCAAAAAUUGGAUGUUUUAGUAAAUGCUGCCGGCAUCAUAGAGAAUGGUAGUAUUGAAAAUACUUCGUUGGAACAAUACGAUCGGGUGAUGAACACAAAUAUGCGCUCCCUUUAUCAGCUGACAAUGUUGGCUGUGCCGGAACUGAAAAAGACCAAAGGCAACAUUGUUAACAUCUCAAGUGUAUGUGGCUUACGUUCCUUUCCCAAUGUUUUGGCCUAUAAUAUUUCAAAGUCUGCUGUUGAUCAGUUUACCCGCUGUGUUGCCUUAGAAUUGGCUUUAUCCGGUGUACGUUGCAAUUCGGUGAAUCCAGGAGUUAUUGUCACAGAACUCCAUAAGCGCGGAGGUAUGGAUGAGGAAGCAUAUCAAAAGUUCUUGGAACAUUGCAAGGCCACUCAUGCUUUAGGAAGAGCAGGACAAGUCGAUGAAGUAUCGGGGGUUAUAUGCUUCUUGGCCAGUGACAUGGCAAGUUUUAUAACUGGAGUUAAUAUGCCCGUAGAUGGUGGUCGUCAUGCUAUGUGCCCCAGAUAAGCAUUAUUUUAUACAAAUGCAAAAGAAAAUAAUUGUGAUUUUUAUGAAAUAAAAUACAUUGAAUGUUUGAAUUAAUUCCACUGAA